Molecule: messenger RNA, 171 nt
Organism: Phialemonium atrogriseum
Lineage: Eukaryota; Fungi; Ascomycota; Sordariomycetes; Cephalothecales; Cephalothecaceae
Product: 40S ribosomal protein S29
Exons: 3
Coding region: 1-171 (56 amino acids)
Biological process (GO): translation
Cellular component (GO): ribosome; cytosolic small ribosomal subunit
Molecular function (GO): zinc ion binding; structural constituent of ribosome
Source: RefSeq, a predicted model, not a curated record
AUGUCUCACGAAUCCGUCUGGAACUCGCGCCCCCGCAAGUACGGCAAGGGCUCCCGCUCAUGCCGGGUCUGCGCCCACAAGGCCGGUCUGAUCCGCAAGUACGGCCUCGAUAUCUGCCGUCAGUGCUUCCGCGAGAAGUCCACCGAUAUUGGCUUCGUCAAGUACCGUUAA